Molecule: messenger RNA, 555 nt
Organism: Salarias fasciatus (jewelled blenny)
Lineage: Eukaryota; Metazoa; Chordata; Actinopteri; Blenniiformes; Blenniidae
Product: GTP-binding protein Rheb-like
Exons: 7
Coding region: 1-555 (184 amino acids)
Biological process (GO): signal transduction
Cellular component (GO): membrane
Molecular function (GO): GTP binding; GTPase activity
Source: RefSeq, a predicted model, not a curated record
AUGCCGCAGCCGAAAUCCCGCAAAAUCGCCGUGCUGGGUUACAGGUCGGUGGGGAAAUCGUCCCUCACCAUCCAGUUUGUGGAGGGUCAAUUUGUGGACUCCUACGAUCCCACCAUAGAAAACACAUUUACCAAAACCAUGACGGUCAACGGGCAGGAGUACAACCUGCAGCUGGUGGACACGGCCGGCCAGGACGAGUACUCUAUCUUCCCUCAGAGCUACACCAUCGAUGUUGACGGCUACAUCCUCAUCUACUCAGUUACAUCCUACAAAAGCUUUGAGGUGGUCAGAGUGAUCCACGAGAAGCUGCUGGACAUGGUGGGAAACGUUCAAGUCCCCAUUAUUUUAGUUGGCAACAAGAAGGAUCUGCACAUGGAGAGAGUGAUCAGCUUCGAGGAGGGGAAAGCUCUGGCCGAGUCGUGGAACGCGGCCUUCCUCGAGUCUUCAGCCAAAGAAAACCAGACGGCGGUGGAGGUGUUCAGGAGGAUGAUCCUGGAGGUGGAGAAGAUGGAGGCGGGUCAGCCGCAGGGCCGGACCACCUGCUCUGUCAUGUAA